GGAUUUUCGUUCCACGAAUUUCAAUUAUUUUGCGUGUUCUGAGAUUUGUUGGCCUUCCGCUGCUCUUUCGGUAUUAGUUGGGUUUUUAUACGCGACACGUCCCUAGAUUGUAUAAGAUGGUUAAACUUUUUGUUGGAAAUAUUGCGGAUGGUGUCACCGACGACGAACUUAGAGAUCACUUUUCUCAGUAUGGAUCCGUCUCAGAAUGCAGCGUUCUGGGAAAUUAUGGAUUUGUUCACAUGGGCACAGACUCGGAAGCUGAAAAAGCUAUAAAGAAUAUGGACAAACGCAAGAUUCGAGGACAAGAACUCAAUGUAGAAAAAAGCAAAAGUUCUGGAGGUGGUGGAAGGAGAGGAGGAGGAGGCGGUGGAGGAGGAAGGGGAGACAGGGAUCGUCGAGGCGGUUUCGCGGACAAUAGUGCUGAGGCUAAAGCCGUUCGUAGAGCGGGAUGUACCAAGUUGCACAUAGCAAACUUAGCUGAGGGAAUGUCGUCGGUCGAUCUCCGUGUUCUAUUCGAACGGUACGGCUAUGUUGCCGAAUGUGAUGUCGUGGAAGAUAGAAAAAUCGCUUUCGUUCACAUCGAAUCUGGGGCUGCUGAUGCAGCAAUCAGAGGUAUAAACGGUCGGGAAUUUCGGGGAAUGGCCCUGAAAGUCCAGAGAUCAAAAAAUCAAGGUGGUGGGGACUUUGGACCGUUUCGUGGUGGAAUGGGUCGUGGUGGGGGUAGAGGGAGUUUCGGUGGUGGACGUGGUCGUGGAUUUGGUGGUGAUGGGUAUGGUGGAAUGGGGGGACGAAAUAGAGGGUUUGGCGGCGGUUAUGGCGAUUCACUUCUUGAUGCUGGUGGAUAUGGGGAGUAUGAUGAUUUUGGGGAUGGCGCUGCUAGUUUGCCACCACCUGCAAAAGGCAGAAUGGAGUUGCUGGAAUUACUUGAUAGACGUCGCCGACUUGAAGCGCUUGACCAAUAUGAGCGUAGGUUGAUAGCGUGCCCUGAUCCUUUCAACCUUCCCCCUCCACCGCCAGAAUAUCUGCGCUUGUUAAGAGAAAGGGCAAUGGUUAAAGCUCGCCUCCCACUUCCACCCUCGUCUGCCUCCCUUUCAAGAGCUAGAGAAGCUCCGCAGUCUGUUGGUUCGCCCAGUUCCACACUGCAGCGAGCUUUAUUAGCGAGACGUGCGGCUGCUGUAGCAGCAAGUGCACGUGAAAAAUUGCGCUCUUCAGCGGGUAUGCUCGAUGGAUAUGGGGAUCCCGACUCCGUCGGCGGUGGACCUGACGAUUACUUAUAUGGGGGGGGACUCGGAGCAGACUAUUAGACAUUUACCUUUGGGAAUAAUUUGGAGGCCGCAAAUCAGCUGUAAUACUUCAAAAACUGAUGUGAAAGUUUCGCACUGCAUGUCACAAAAAUGAUAGUUGUUAUUGGGCAACUACAAAUAUGACCAGUUAUUUCGCCAGCUUUUUAUUAUCUUUCGCUUUUACUAGUUGGUAGUUGUACUGCGUGAUUUUCUUAAUAAAAAAUCAAGCUGAAG
Messenger RNA from Styela clava, 1517 nucleotides. RefSeq lists its product as uncharacterized. Gene Ontology annotation, molecular function: mRNA binding. Gene Ontology annotation, cellular component: nucleus. The record is from RefSeq and is a predicted model, not a curated record. NCBI's taxonomy places the organism in Eukaryota, Metazoa, Chordata, Ascidiacea, Stolidobranchia, Styelidae.